Alnus glutinosa is the source of this 1654-nucleotide messenger RNA. RefSeq names its product F-box protein At3g07870-like. Lineage: Eukaryota; Viridiplantae; Streptophyta; Magnoliopsida; Fagales; Betulaceae. Bases 163 to 1530 code for a protein of 455 amino acids. The record is from RefSeq and is a predicted model, not a curated record. The transcript has 2 exons. Gene Ontology annotation, molecular function: protein binding.
UUUUUCUUUCUUUACCGUAGCAUUUCUGAGACAAAAUCAGAGGUCCGAAACAAAGGGGAAUUGGGGGCUUUAAAGCAGCAAGAGGCACAAGAGGGAAGAAAACUACCUCAAGAGAUUGGGAUUAACCAAAGCGGUGGUGGCAGUUGACGAAGAAGGAUAGCGAUGUCGGACUACCUCCCGGACGAUGUGGUGAUCGAUAUCCUCCAGAGGCUCCCCGUGAAAUCCCUAAUCCGAUUCAGGUGCGUUUGCAGAUCAUGGAACUCUCUCAUCAAAACCUCUGCGUUUAUCGAUUCCCAUCUCGAUCAAUCGAUUGAAAGCAACGACCCACUCGUAAUCGUCAGGUACUGCUCUUCUAAACCCAACGUAGAGCACUACAAAUUGUUGCACGAUAAUGAUGCAUUUGUGGAGUGUAAGGAAUUGGAGUUCCCAAUAGAAAGCUGUCGUCUUAACCAUUUUAGGUUAAUUGGUUCUGAAAACGGUUUGGUCUGCUUUUUAGAACAAGAGCGCUUCAUUCUUUGGAACCCGUCUAUUAGGAAGUUUGUGAAUCUUCCAAAACCUUGCAUUACGCUCAAGACGCACGGCCGCGUAACGUGUAACCAAGCUUUCGGAUUUGACCCCCGGACUAACGAUUAUAAGGUGGUGAGAAUUGCAUUUCCCCAUGUAUUCAAUGAGGUACUGAAGGAAACUUUGGUUGAGGUAUACUCUGUUAGGACAGGCUCCUGGAGAAUAACCGGUGCCUCUUUUCCGCAUUCGGAUACUCAUAAGCAUUGGUUCAAACCCAAAGCUUGCUUAAAUGGCUGUGUCCAUUUUACAGCACUUGCUGGGCAGAAUAGGACUACUAGAAUUGUAUUGGCGUUUGAUCUGCGUGAUGAGGUGUUUCACGAGAUGGUCUUGCCAGAUGGUAUGGUCGGCUCAGACGCUGAGAUCGUUACUUGUGUUUUUAAGGGAUCACUUGCUUUGUUAUGUUAUGAUCGUUGGAAGCGUUGUUUGAUAUGGGUGAUGAAGCAGUAUGGCGUGGUUGAUUCUUGGGUGAAACAGUUCACUAUUGAUAUAGCUGGAGGAGUUGAGAAUGUGCUUGGUUUCAGGAAGAAUGGUCAAAUAAUAUUGGAGACCCGAAAGAUUGGUUAUUGGGAGCUCUCUUCGUAUAACCCUGAGAGCCAACGAGCUAUGAAAUUGGGAAUAUAUGGGAGGGCACACUAUUUUUGUGUUGAUACUUAUAGGGAGAACCUUGUCUUACUCAACCAAGCAAACGAUGCAGUUUCCAGAAGCAGAGUGACCAAGAAGAGGAAAAAUAGGGCGAGUGAGCUCAGUGGCAAGAUGGAGGAGAUUCGAAGAAAGAUUAAACUGUUGAAGGAAAAAGUGGAAUAUAAAGUAAGACAGUUUCAAAUGGAAAUGGACUCAUCCCAAACACAGUUGGGGGAAAACAUGGUAUAUGAAGUCAGAGAGCUUCAGGCAGAACUCACAGCAUUAGAACAAGAAUUCCAAGAAGUCCAAGAGUUCCAAGAGCAGAUCCAUCGUCGUAGGAAAUAGUUCCACCAUCGUAGGAACAAAGAUAUACUUGUUUCUAAACAUUUUACAUUUUAGAUGAAUCUGUAUCUUAUAAAAAUUGAACAAUGUGCACAUCAAAUAUAAUGAAAACAAUUUCUUAUAAUGA